GCGGUGCCAAUCUGCCAUGAAGCUCUUGAAGCGCAGCAUCAGCGAGAAGGACGGCAAUGGCAGCGUGAUCCUCCGCGCCGAAGACCCGGAAGACAUGUGGCAUGUGUUCAACCUCAUGCAUCGCGGCGACACGGUCAAGACCACCACGGUGCGCAAGGUCGUCAAGGAAGGCGCGACGGGCUCGACCACGAGCCAGCGCAUGCGCAUGACGCUUUGCUUGCAGAUGGAGCACAUUGACUUUGACCCGAUCAAGUGUCUCUUGCGCAUCCGCGGCAAGAACGUCGAGGAGAACCCCCACGUUCGCAUGGGCGCCUACCACACAAUCGACUUGGAGCUCAACAAGGACUUUACGCUCGCCAAGCAGUGUUGGGACGUCAUGACGCUCGAGCGCAUCGAUAUGGCGUGCAACGUGGCCAAGCAAGCCGAGGCCGCUGCCGUGGUCAUGCAAGCUGGCCUCGCGCACCUCUGUCUCAUCAAAGGGCACAUGACGGUGAUUCGUGCCAAGCUCGAGACAUCGAUUCCGCGCAAGCGCACAGGCAACACGUCGCAUGCGAAGGGCAUGGAGCGCUUCUACGACAGCAUCGUCCAGGCGAUCAAGCGCCACGUCGACUUUAGCUUGGUCAAAUGCGUUCUCUUGGCGAGUCCGGGCUUUGUGAAGGACGACUUUUUCAAGUUUAUGAUGGAGUACGCGGUGCGAUCCGACGACAAGCUGCUGCUUGAGAACAAAUCCAAGUUUAUUCUCUGCCACGCGUCGUCGGGGCACAAGCACGCACUCGACGAAGUGCUCACCGACCCGAAAGUUCAGGUGCAGCUCGAAGACACCAAGGCGGCCGGCGACGUCAAGUGCCUCGAAACGUUCUUUGAGAUGCUCCACACCGACCAAGACAAGGCAUACUACGGCUACAACCACGUUGUCAAGGCCAACCAGCAAAUGGCCAUUGACACGCUCCUCAUCACGGACGCACUCUUCCGCAGCCAGGACCUUGCGGUUCGCCGCAAGUACAUUGAUCUGGUCGAGAACGUGCGUGCGAACGGCGGCCACGCCCGCGUCUUUAGCAGCCUCCACGUCUCGGGCGACAAGCUCGGGCAGCUCAGCGGCGUUGCGGCGCUGCUUCGCUUCCCGCUCCCCGACCUCGAUGAAGACGACAAGGACGGCGAUUCGGACGACGAGAACGACCUCGCCAAGCAAGCCAGCGCCGUCAUCGAGCUUGACGACACGGACAUCGAGUACAUGUAGAGAAGAUAGUGCGCCGCAGAUAGCGUUGCAUCAUAUGAACAAACCAUGCACACGUGCACUUGAGCCCCAC
This is a messenger RNA of Saprolegnia parasitica CBS 223.65, 1307 nucleotides long. RefSeq names its product translation factor pelota. Gene Ontology annotation, cellular component: cytoplasm. The coding region runs from base 17 to 1237 and encodes 406 amino acids. The record is from RefSeq and is a predicted model, not a curated record. NCBI's taxonomy places the organism in Eukaryota, Oomycota, Saprolegniomycetes, Saprolegniales, Saprolegniaceae. The transcript is spliced from 6 exons. Gene Ontology annotation, biological process: nuclear-transcribed mRNA catabolic process, non-stop decay; ribosome disassembly; nonfunctional rRNA decay.